CAAGAAUGUCUGAGCCAGGCAGGCUUGGCGUGAAAGUGGAGAAGGAGGAACAAAGAAGACAGUCAGACGAAGGACGAAGAAAAAAACAGAAAAUGACGGAAAAUAUACAACACCAACAUGAUCGAGAUCGCGUUCUCGCGCCAGCAGUCCGGCAGGCAAAGACAAACGGCCCAAGCGACCCAGGCCUGAGCUAUUGUUGGGCGGAGUGAGGCGCCGUCGCUAGACUACGGUGUGCGAGGGCCAGUGCUUCGGUGUGGACAGGGCGAUGGGAGGUCACCCACCGAACGGGAGGAGCGCUAGCGCCAGGCUUGGCCGGCAGCCCUGGAAGUGAGGGGAUAAUAAACUGGGCGCGGUGCGGCUCAAAAACCUGGAAAUUGCGGGCAGAGGUGCUGCCCCGUGAUGCCGCCGAUGGCAGGCUAGAGCAAGGUCCUGAUCACUCAACCAAGACACCAUCAGGAAGCGCCCCUCAGGACAGAUAGAGAAUUCCUCACCAUCUUUCCGACAUAUGACUGUCUUUGCUUUUUCGCAUCCACUUACACUUAUCCGCACACACACACACUUACACGCCCACAAAGUGCCAACCGGCAAUGAGACUCUACCCACAUUUUAUCGACAAGCCUUUACCGCUGAUGAACCGGGGUGGAGCACGGCCCCGUGUCGCCGAGAGGUUGUAGUGGUGUCACACACUUACGCGUUGCGCUCCAUGUGGGAGCAGUUGGAGUGUGGGAAUCAAGAUCACAACCUAUCACCAGACCUCCCCGCCGCCCGUAUCCCUUGUGCUAGGACAUUGCGUUCGCGGGUGAUCCGCCCGCCGGCUCGCGCUGCGUGUCUUUGAAAUCGGCAGCGGCGGAUGCGAUGCAUAAGGCGAUGCCAAUCAUGUCGCUUGUGUGAGCUUGCAAAGGGGCGGGCGGACGCGAUCCAAAGCCCGUACCUUGCAUCAUGCGUCCCUGUGGUGCCACGCGCCCUUUCGGGACUCGGAUUUGUCAACAGAUUUUGCUGCCAGUUCCUGGAGCCAAACCAGGCGGCGGCUUCAUGGCCAAGACGACUAGAAGCCUGCUUCUGUCGGGUGCUAGCGUGCUGUGGGGGGCGCGGUAUGCCAACAUCAUGGUCGGGAAGGAGUCACGGCGUCGUGUAUGUCUGAGCCCCAGCGAACGGGAAUGAGGCAUGGCGCAGGCAGUAGCUUGUGCAGUAGGGCGAGACGCGAAUAUUGACAGGUUGGUGACGUUUGCCGACCAAGCCGAGAGGGUUCUGGGGCCUAGCCCACGCGUCAACCGUCAGCGUCUUGGCUAUCUCCAGGGAAUGCCGUAUCAGCAGAGCAGACCAACAUCCUUCGCCCCAAAGAUGUGCGAUCAGUAAUAUCAGUGAUGCCGGACCUCGCCGGGAUGUGGGUAAUGUCGGGUGCCGGCGCGAUAAAAAUACGGCAAGUCAGCCUCCGAGGGUGACGGUGCUUGGGAUAUCACAUCCAGCGGGGGUCUGGUGACCAGGCAGGGGGGCUGUUUAUAGCUGAUUCUUGGUGCAUGCCAUGCGGAGUAAAUCUCAAAAACGUCUCCAAACACGGAUCGAUCGGCUUGAUUUUCACGGCCCGGACAGUGAAGCAGGAAGGUGGGGUGGCCUGGGCAAUGCUGGGCCUGCAGAGCAGCGAUGAUCGAUGCGGGAAUUCCACAAGCGGAUGCGAUGGCAAGAAGCCAGUCCGGCAGAGCUAAGCGGUCCCAUGGACUUGCAAGGGGAGGGCUGCUGGCCGGGGUUAAAGAUGGCGAUGUGAUGCCGGCUGACGGUGGGUGGCUGAGCAGGUCUAGGGCGCGCAGGGCUGCAGGUUCAUGUGACGGCCCAUGGCGGUAGCGUCUUGAUAAUUGAGGCCAUGUGGACUGGAGAUAGAUGGAUCAUGAAAUAGGACUGACGGGGAGGAGCAUUCAUUCCGGCGACUGUCUCAAGUCUGGGCGAGUAUUGAGAUGCGCAAACCAGGAACGGCGAAUGAAAUUAGCUUAGGAAAAGAAACGAAAUUGUGGUGGCACGUGACUUUCCUAACCAGGCACACCCAUUACGAAAAAAGAAAAUGACAAUUUCUUCGGAGAAUAGGAAGAGGAAUAGGAAAAAGAAAAAAAGAAGAAGGAAAAGAAAUAAGAAUAGGAAAGUUUACGGCAUUAAUAAUUUCACUUAAUCUUUAGGACCUCCUGUAAGACUGCCGUCUUUUUUGUGGUGGGCGUGCCAGGCAUAACUCAGCUCUGCGCAUUACAUAACAUGCAUAUGGGAUUAAUCGUCCAGCCCAACUCCUGCACCCACCUCACCAUUCGCGGGGUUCAGAUUGGAGAUGGGGAAGGGAAACACUAACGCUGGCGGCAGCAAACAUGCCCUCGGGCUGUUUCCUUUCUUCGGGACCGGUUGUGUCCAAUCCCCCCAGCUCAUCUUCUUUAUCCAACUGCUAUGCCCUGGUUUCCGCGACAGCAUCUUUGGCUGAUUUUAAAGGACGCCAGGAACCGCGACACGUUGACCUAGCACCCGUAAGCUGGUUGCCUUCCUCCAGGCUGCAGCAAGCCCAAGGCAACUGCUGAGAAGGCAGAUAAGAACACGAGUGACAGUUGGCUGCAUUCCUGUGCGUCGCUGCCUGGCAGGGCCACCCCUAAGACCCGAGCCUUGGUUGCAACAGCCAGCGGCCAAAGUCAUGUCGAUCCUCAACCCAGAGACGGCGGCAGCGUCAGCACCGCUGCAGGUCCGCCUCAUCACGCACAACGUGCGGUUCGCGACCAAGACGCCGUCCCCAGGCGAGCGGCCGUGGCCCGAGCGGUGCCCACGCCUGUGCGCGCAGCUGUCCUUCGCCACGGCCGGGCGCGACGCCUCCUUUGUCUGCCUGCAGGAGGUCCUGCACGCUCAGCUGCGCGACGUGGUCGACCGCCUGAACGGGCGGGGCGGCUCCUCCUCUGGCGGCGACUGGGCCCACGUAGGCGUCGGGCGCGACGACGGCCGAGAGGCGGGCGAGCACUCGCCCAUCCUGUACCGCCGCGGCGCGUGGGAGUGCGAGCGGCACAGGACCUACUGGCUCAGCGAGACGCCCGACAGCCCGUCCAGGGGCUGGGACGCCGACCUGCCCCGCGUUGUCACCGUCGGGCGGUUCCGCCGGCGUGAGGGUGGUGGCACGCCGCCCGUCGUUGUCAUGAGCACCCACCUCGACCACCGCGGCCUCACCGCGAGACGCGAGAGCGCCAAGCUGCUCAUCCGCAUCGCGGCCGAGUGGUCCAAGGGCGGCGGUGGUGGGGGUGAUGGGGAUGACGCGGAUGGUGGCGUGUCUGCUGUUGGCGCCGAGCCGGCGCUCACCGUCUUCCUGGGCGGUGACUUCAACAGCAAGCCCGACAGCGGCGCCUAUCAGGAGAUGACGGCCCCUGGCAGCGGCAUGGCCGACGUGUCGACGCUCCUGCGCGAGGAGGACUGGUACGGCAACCACGACUUCACGUACACGUCCUUUGGGGAGCCCAACGAGACGGCGGCCAAGAUCGACUUCCUGUUCGUCAGGGACCCAGCCCCGUCUGCCGCCAAGGUCCUCACCUUUGGCGUGCUGGCCAACCGGUUCGACGACGACGGCGUCUACCUGUCGGACCACCGGGCGGUGGUUGCAGAUGUGGAGAUCUCACACACCACCGCGCCUACGAUGUGAUCUCGCACGGUGCCGCGUCGGUGGGACUCUAGUGGUGCUGGCGGUGGCGCCAUUACGGAGAGAGCGUCGAGGGGGGCGACACGGCCAGCGGGCCAGUAUAGCCCACCCGGAAGCAUCGUGAACACGGAGCUCGGUUCUCUUGCAAGGGACCGUCUCGGGCCGUCAAGUCGAGGCCCGAAGCCUGCCGCCAUUGGGACCUCCCUGUGUUCUUGGGGGAGGGGUUGUACAUACCUCGCGUGGCACGAGAUUCGGUCUCCUGUGCCACCCUCCACCCUCCGCACUGCAGUCAGGCUGGCUGGCAUGGGCUUGGCUUGGCUCUCGCAUCAACAAUGGCCCGAUGAACAGCUGGCGUUCUCUCAUGGGUCGCAACCCCUCCAGGGGGCUGGUCGUGGUCGUCAUGUACGGGGGCAUAUGUCCCGCAGACGAAAUCAAGAACGAGAAGUUGCUUUGCUGCUCUGCAACGAUGACGGUUCGUUUUGAGUUGCUCCAUCCCUUUCACACUCCUCCUCGGCUUACCCGUACAAUGCGGCAUUUUUCCUGUUGGGCCAUGCACGGAACACAAGCACGAUCUGGUCCCCUUCUGUUAUCUUGCCACAUAUUAUUGCUAUAUACGGCCGCCGUGUGCCUUGCCGCUUCCGUUGGGCAUCAUCAGGUGGUCUUGGACCCGGCUCGUAGAAGUUUGUUGUCAUACAAGCUAUACUGUUCUGCAGGUCUUCUAUAUAAGCCGAGAAUCCAGAGAGGCGGGCAAGGGUUGGACCUUGGCCUCCUCUCGCCUCCACUUUCUCCCCCUGUUCCGCGGUGUAUACCAGCAUGGGGCGCUGCAGGAGCCUAAUCCCGAAAGGACACUGCCAACCACCCGACGUCACAGCGCACGCUGCCCCCCACGCGUCAAAUGCGUGCUGAGGGGGAGAACCAAAACUGCAUCUCCAUGUCACCGGGGUGGUGGCAGACAAGCGAGAUGUACAUGCCGUUUUGGGGAGCUCUUGCUAGCUGGCCGGUCCCCAAAAAUAGUGAACCGACGCACGCGGCCGUGAGCGGAGAGGGCGGCGGGCUUGGAGGGGGGCAAAAAGGCGGUGUGGGAUUGGCUGGCAUUGUUCCGCAGGAGUGGCACUGUAUCUCGUUGUGGAAGCCGGGCGGGCAAACCAGACAUGCUGUCUUUUGACUAGGAAUCAUGGGAUGGCAGUACAGGCAGGACGCGAGGACACAUACGGAUUGGAGAUGGAAGAGGAGGAUGGGAAACAUCUGCGAAACGAUUCGGCGUGUUUUGUCCCUCGGACCGGCCAGUCCGCUUGCUCCUUUUCUUUCGGACACUUGUCGCCCUCUCGUUCCCCAGCGAUAAAGUCGGGGUGCGUUCAGUCAAACAGAAGCAAGCAGCCGCGAGCCAAUGUGCGGGUGGCAACAUGAUGACUUGCAUCCAGAGUGCGCAUUUGCGUGGUUGGAUGGGGAUGGGGAUGGGGAUGGUGAUGGCGACGAUGAGAAAGCAACAAGAACCUGUCCGAACCCUCCAUACGUGGGCACAGAACAGGUGGUUGAGACGCGAGGCAUGGGCAUGCGUGCGUGUGCCGUGGCAGUCGCUUAGGUCGUGUAGCGGCCGAGCAGACAUGCCCAACACACCCAUUGAUCCCAAAAUGCCGCUCCCUAUCUGCGCGCAGCCGAAACGAACGGCCCCGAUUCGAAGGGACGGGCUCUAGUGGUGUUCUGGUCCCGGAUCCGGUAUAUCCAAUGUAUAAAGGCGGCGGGUGUGGGAGGGUAUAUCACGGGCGAACGAUUGGUCUAGUAUACGCACAUGCCCUCUCUCUGGAGGGCGUCUGCAGCAGUCGCAGCAGCAGCCAGCCGUGCCAUCCCUCACGUUCUGCCGAUCCCCCUUCCCUCCUAUUCCCUCGCUCCCGGCACAGGGUCGAUGGGGAAAUGUCCGCAAUGUCGAGCCCAGCCAGAGAGACACGAGUGCCGAAAGUAGCUAGUGAUGUAUGCAGGUUGUGGAUGAUACGCGAGUAGACGCGAAGGAAACAAACAAUAGACAAAGAGGAAAACGCCACUUCCCCGCAGACCAUCCAUCAUCCGCCUACCUUGUUCAGCUGGACCCUUG
Messenger RNA from Gaeumannomyces tritici R3-111a-1, 5732 nucleotides. Its product is annotated as endonuclease/exonuclease/phosphatase. The transcript has a single exon. The record is from RefSeq and is a predicted model, not a curated record. Gene Ontology annotation, molecular function: 3'-5'-RNA exonuclease activity. NCBI's taxonomy places the organism in Eukaryota, Fungi, Ascomycota, Sordariomycetes, Magnaporthales, Magnaporthaceae. Bases 2660 to 3646 code for a protein of 328 amino acids.